Molecule: messenger RNA, 1293 nt
Organism: Thlaspi arvense
Lineage: Eukaryota; Viridiplantae; Streptophyta; Magnoliopsida; Brassicales; Brassicaceae
Source: the annotation of a GenBank genome assembly
AUGGAGAAAGAGAAAAGAAGGAAGAUGUAUUUCUUGACAGAGGAUACAUGGACGAUGGUACUUGUAAGAGUCCCGCUUAAGAGAAUCACCACUUCCAAAUUAGUAUGCAAGCAAUGGAGAUCAAUCGUCGAAUCUACGUUGUUCCGCGAGCUUUUUCUGUCUCAUCAUCAAAACUCGCAUUCUUCAUGGUCUCUCAUAUUGGGCAAACAUUCGCCUAAAGAAGUCUUGGCUCACUACGGAUGCAAAAUAUGGGGACUUUCAAGAUCGCUUGGCUCUUACGUCUCCUCUUUCGUCACGUCCAAGUUCGACACAAACAAUGAAAAACCUAGAGUGUUGGCUUACACAGAUGUCGGAUUGAUUUUGAUCUGCGUGACAUCUAUUCCUUGGAACCGAACCUAUUACGUAGCUAAUCCGGUUUCACUACAAUGCGUCAAGAUCCCUCCUCUUCCUAAAUCUCUUCGGCCGUUCACACAAGAGGGUCGUUUCAGUGACGCAGGGCUUGUCACACGGACAGAAAACGGUGUCGUUUUGGGUUACAAAGUUGUUUUGAUUCAAACACUCAUCGUGUACGAGUAUCUCUUUACUUUCAUCGUGAAUUCGUCGGAGACACGCUUGUGGAGUUCCAACCAUCUCCGUUACUCUAUCCCUUUAAGCCGUCUAAAUUUUCAAGAUCCCAUUUGUUUGAACAAAAGUCUUCACUGGUUUGGUCUCAAUCUUGGUAAAGAAGUUGUUGUCUCCAUCGAUUUCUACGGUCCUGAUCGUCAAUACCGAGUCAUAACUUUCCCUGACUCGGACAAAAGAAAACCGAAUUUCAAAAGAUCUUGCACGACUUCUCAAGGUAAUCUCAUGUAUAUGAACAUAGUCUCUGAAGAUGAUGGAGGAGGUGUAGUGGAGCAUAAGUUAAGUGUGUGGAGGCUAAAGAACCGCGAAUGGGAGCUUGUUUCUGAGAUUUCCCCAAGUUUUAUUGAGACCGGUUUAGAUUAUUUUCCUUUCUUGGUGAACCCUUUUGAUAGUGAUACCGUGUAUGCAUGGAGCGAGAUGUAUGAGUCUUUGGCAUCUAUCAACUUAAGCAAUGGGGAAUCUAGGGUUCACAGUGAGCUGGAACGUACCGGAAACGGUCAGGCUCUGAGUUCUGUUGGAUGCAAGAGGAAGAAGAGGGACACAAUUCGAUUCCUCUCCUCCGUAUCACAUCUUUCGAUGUUUGCUCUUCCACGGUGGCUCUAUCGGAUCCCGGGGAACUCCGAGGUCAGGAAACCUAACACCUUCUGGCUCUUAAGCAACGUUUCAGCCUAA